Messenger RNA from Populus euphratica (Euphrates poplar), 1649 nucleotides. RefSeq lists its product as uncharacterized. The transcript has 3 exons. NCBI's taxonomy places the organism in Eukaryota, Viridiplantae, Streptophyta, Magnoliopsida, Malpighiales, Salicaceae. The record is from RefSeq and is a predicted model, not a curated record. Bases 250 to 1395 code for a protein of 381 amino acids.
AAAGAGAAGAGAAGAAUAAAGCGAAAGACAUCCCAACACACAAGCCUGUAUUAUAAUAAAACCAUAAUCUGCUGCUGGACAGAUAAGCUGUUCCUUUUGUCUCUUCCUUCUGAUCCCUAGCUAUAACUCCUUGCAAUGGUGUUUGUUUUUAUACACAUAACUUCUGCUCACUUAUACUGAUUCCCAACCCCAACACUCAUCAUCUUCAACAAUAUUCACUUGCUAAUUAGCACUAAUUUCCAUACAUUCAUGGGCUCGAGGGCUAGAUGGAAGCAAAGAUGGUGCACGCAAACCUUAACUCCACUGCUAGAAGGUCCGGACCCCGAUAUGCAAGAAGAAGGUAACAAAAAGGAAAGUUCAUGGGAAAUAAUUCGUGAAUGGUUUCGAUUGCAAAGGGGUCUUUCUGCAGGAAACAAUUUUACAGUCUCCUUGUAUGGGAGCAUUCCAGCCAAAAGACAAGAUUUGAGGCUUCUACUUGGAGUAUUGGGUUGCCCUCUAGCCCCAAUCCCUCUAGUUAACGACCCCAUCCAUCGCAUUCACAUUAAAAACACACCCAUUGAAAACUCUGCCGCGCAUUAUAUCAUACAGCAAUACUUGGCAUCAACAGGGUGUUUAAAGCAACAAAAAUGCAUGAAAAACAUGUACUCAGCAGGAAGUGUGAAGAUGGUCCGUUGUGAGACUGAAAUCUCAUCAGGAAAGAAUGUGAAGAGUUUGGGGACUAGAAGUGGUGAAAGUGGGUGCUUUGUUCUUUGGCAAAUGCUGCCAGGGAUGUGGUCUCUUGAAUUGGUGGUUGGAGAAAAUAAAGUCAUAGCAGGCAGCGAUGGGAAGACCGUGUGGCGGCAUACUCCUUGGCUUGGUACUCAUGCUGCCAAAGGACCCCAACGCCCUCUACGUCGCAUAAUCCAGGGCUUAGAUCCAAAGAACACAGCCAACUUAUUUGCUAAAGCACAGUGCCUAGGUGAGAAACGAAUUGGCGAGGAUGAUUGCUUCGUUCUAAAAGUAGCUGCUGACAGAGAAGCUGUGAUUGAAAGAAGUGAAGGACCAGCUGAAGUGCUCAGGCAUGUACUAUACGGCUAUUUUUGCCAAAAAAGUGGUCUCUUAAUAUACCUGGAGGACUCCCAUCUAACCAGAGUACAAACCCCAGAAAACGAAACUAUCUACUGGGAGACUACCAUAGGAAGCAGUAUCGGGGACUACAGAGAUGUGGAUGGCGUGCUGAUUGCUCACCAAGGAAGGUCAAUCGCUACAGUUUUUCGAUUCGAGGAGUUGUCUGUUCAGCAUAGUAGGACUAGAAUGGAAGAAGUGUGGAGGAUUGAUGAUGUUGUGUUCAACGUGCCAGGGCUCUCCAUGGACUAUUUCAUCCCCCCUGCUGAUAUCUUUGACGCAUCCCCGUGAUUAACUGACGUCAACUAUGUUUUUGAUAGUUUUGGUGGGUACUUUGUGGUGUAUUUAAUCUUCAAGUGUAGUCUGUAGCUGCUUUCCAAGUCAUGAAGAAAAAAAUGACCAGUUCUAGCUUGGGAUGGAAUAAUAUAUUGAAAAGUUAUUAAAUAUUCUUAGGUGUUAAUUAAUCUAGAAAUAGCUAGGCGAAAGAUUGUAUUCAUGCUUUAUAAAUUUCCAUUAUCCAUGCUGAGUUACAACUCAUGAUGUUA